This is a messenger RNA of Astrephomene gubernaculifera, 4056 nucleotides long. Lineage: Eukaryota; Viridiplantae; Chlorophyta; Chlorophyceae; Chlamydomonadales; Astrephomenaceae. The record is from the annotation of a GenBank genome assembly.
GACCGACCCAUGGGACCCCUCGGUCGCUGCUGCCGAUCGACGCGGUCGCCUGCAUUCGCACAAGCAGGCGACCGGCUACUGCUGCGGCUGCGCCCUCUUCUGGGGGCCGCUGGGGCGGUAAGGACCGCCGGCUCAAGCCACCCGCAUCAAAUGCCCCUUCGCAGGAACACCAGCUGGCCCAGCAAUCCUACCAACCCCAAACCCAAACUGAUGCGAGGCAAGCGACGCAGGCUGCCCAAUGUCAAAGCAGGACCAACGGCACCAACAAGUGCAGCAGCAGCCGCCAUGUGGCAUUUAAGGCUUUUCGAUGGCUGCGGACGCAUCAUCAAGUCGCGGCGGAGGUAAUUAUUAACUCAGAUGCUGAUGCGGGAGAAUCCGGACAAGUGCGCCCGGCUCCAACCAGCGGCCAGUUGGCGCAACCUCCUCCACCUUCGCAAGGGGUUCGGUGCGGCCUCAGGAGUGCCGCCGUGCAACGCCGGCAUUACUUUCGUACUUCCGGCGGCGGCGACAGCAGCGAGGGCGGUGGCGGCCGGGGCGGAGGAGGAGGAGGACGAGGGACACAGGCUGAUGGGGAGCAGCAGACAGCCCAAGGCCAGCUCGACACAACAGCGGCAGCACGCCACGGUGCAGCACCAGCUGGCGACAACUCAGCAGCGCCCAGCUCCUCCUUCUCACUCCUCCGUGGCGGCAGCAACAACAGUCGUAAGGCGCAGCAAAACCAGCGGAACCCACACCAACAGCAAAGGCAGCAUCUGUGUAUCAGCUUUGGCAACUGUUCUGGCGCUUUCCUGCUGUCGUGCUUCACUCCAGCUGCUGGCUCCUGCUGCCGAAACGACGCCGACACGGAUGCCGCCACCGCUGCUGCUUACUCAACAGCCGCUGCUGCUUCGAGGUGCAGCAGUAGCAGCCGACAGCAGCAGCGGUUUCCGUGCGCACCAACACCGCAGGCGGAGCCAGCGCAACCGCUACCACCGCCACGCACAGCGGCUGGCACGCGUCCACCGUCCGUCCUCACGCAAGAGGAUGAUGGUGAUAGUGACGUUCCGGCUCGGCCUUUAGGCCUCUGAACAGCUACGUCUGCAAACGAUGUGCCGUGGCGAGGGGGUGAAGGCAGAGGAGGCGAACGAGGAGGAAGAGGAGGAGACGGGAGAGAGAGGCAAUUUUGGGAGUGAGCGAGCUACACCAGGAAACCGGUGGGUGUGGAUACGGUUUCUGGUGAGGAUGCUGCUGCUGCUUUUGAUACGCUGGGUGGUCGCCCUGAAGCACAUGGGCAGGUGCGCCCGGCAGGGAGGGAGGGAGCCCCAUACUUGCAGCAGAGGGAACCCCUUCCCCACUCCUGAUGUGCACAUGCAUCCAUCCCUGCGUGAGGGAGCAGGCCUACCUUACAUGGGUUGUUAGAGAGGCACACUUGCUUGUAGUAUUGAGAGGCGGAUGUGUUGUGAGAUGGUGGGGUAGGCGAUGUUGCGUCUAGCUCCUUGAAAGGGGGGAGAAACGCCCACCUGUAUGGCAAGGGUUGAUGCAAGCUAACGAGCCUGUGAUUGUUUUGGCGCUCCGUUAAAAACAACGUUUUGGGCCGUUAGUGUUUAAAGUUGUUGUUGAUAGAUUUGCAGUAGCGGUCAAGGGGGCAGGGAAGGCAUAUGCUGACGUGUUGAAGGAGGUGAAGGGGCGGCGGGAUGACACGGGAAGGGCAGGGCCGGGCAUACCCGGGUAGGGCUGCAACGUUAGAGGAAUGAUGUGCAGCAUCCGUCAACCCCACACAUUGAUUAAAGCAAGGUAGGACUGGGUAGGUAUUCGUUGCUUGGGUCCGAAUCAGUCGAACAGGCAUGCUAGGGUCAGCAUGAGAGUCAAGCACAUGAGCUGGGCAUGUGCGGGAGGGUGUAAUGGCGAUCAUGAUGGCACGGAGUGUGCGCGAUCUAGCGGCUCAAGGCGGGGCGUAGGGAAGGAAAGAGGAUUGAACGCUAGGGGGUAUUCUAUUGAGGGAUUGGCGUUUUUGGUUAGUUAUGAAGUGUUCUUCGUGCCUACCUACGCCUUCAGCUCUGUCCUGUAAUGAGAGCGGGUUGGUGUUUCUUAACUUGGCCUUUAUGGUACUAGUAUUACCUGUAGCUUUGCCUUGCUGAUGUUCUUACGCUUACUUUCCUAUCUUACCUUUCAGUUAUAGCUUUGUAUGAGUCGGCUGCUUCCCUUGCCGAGGGUGAGGCGCCAUGCACGGGCAGGGGUCCCGUUGGUGCCCAUGUGCACCGCCCUGUACCCUGCCUUAGCCGAGCGAGGUGUUGUUGCGGAGCAGGGGAUUGUUGAUAGUCCAAUCUUGGUACUUUGGAUGUCAGGCAUUUUGUUAGUAUGUAGGGCAUCGUGCGUCUUAGCCCAUCUUGUUCGCACAGAGAUCUUCUUUUGGGCAAUGUGUCUCCUUCUUGAGUGACCAUCGGGUCGGUUCCUUGGCCUUUUCCUCAUUCCAGGCAGCGGACUGGCGCCGCUGUGUGCGCCAUGUGUUUUGUCCGACUGCGAUGCUUUCACCUUCCGACUCUUUUUUGGCCUGAGUUAUUCCGGCCUAGGUUGUUGUGACCCAUGGGUCAUACCGUGAUGACGAGUGCACUGUGGCCGCAGUCGUCUUGGGUCACUACUGUGGUUGCGAGUACGUCGAUGUUAGCUGUGCAAACGUGCUCAAUGGCUAGUUUAGCAGGGCCAACAGCAACAAUUACAGGAGUUGCUGUUGCUAUCCGUUGUUGUCCGUAUUCAUACACCACGAUGCGGCAUGAAAAUGCAAGCCAGCCGCGGGCGUUGCGGCGAUGUGGGGCGAGGAUAGGUGGAAGCCAGUCCCCGGGUUUGUCCAUCCACAACCCAGCAGAAGUACAUGCUUGUCCGGUCGUGGUCCUUGCCAGCAAUGGAAGCCCAGCGUUCUGUUCGCUGCUGUUGCGUUCCCUGGUGUGCAUGCAACGUGCAACAUCCCACAGGCGAAAAAGGCAGAUUGGGGAUUUUUUUUGUAGCAUCUGGUUGUCCUUCCGUUGGGUUUCUUUUAUUACCAGCCGUACAGACAUUUGUGCCAUCUGCUUUAGGUGCAGAGCUGUACGUCUUGCCUGCACGUGGCACGACCACGUACGAGCGUGCGUGGUCCGUGUGCUGUUUAUGUCCUACUAUUAACUUACCUAUCUAGUCGUGUUCUAUCCUGUCGUGUGCAAUAAAUAGCAAAAAUAAUACUGCAAAUCAAAGGAGCAUCCCGUAAUAAGAAGUAGGCCCUUUGCUCAUGUCCGGCCGCAAGCACUGUGUAUUCAUCCUGGUUUGCAUGGGGUUGGCAUUUCAGGUUGUUUGUUGGUCCUUCAAUAAUCAUGCAUGUUGUUCAGGGCACGUUGGUCUCUGUCUGCCCUAAAUCCUUCGUGGGUGCCGCAUUUGUCGUACACCUGGUGUUACCAUGGUUGGAAACACGCCUAACUCAUGCAUGUUAAAGGGCAGAUGGGCCCGGCGGGCUGAAAGAAUCAUGCGGGCGGUUUGGAUGCAGAGUUCUGGCGGCGUUUGGGCAUUAGUGAGCAUAUAGUUGACUCUUAUUCAGGCAAGGCUUUGUUACUUGUUGCAGUUAUUAGGUUAGUGUCUAGUACAGUCGUUGUCGUACUGCAGGUAUACUCCUUUGCUACUGCUUUGCUUCACUUCCUACUUUAUUUCCUUUGUUAUGGCCUCGGUCCUACCUUUAUUCCCUUAGGUCUAUUGGAUGGACCGAGUGAUUGAGCUUACCUUUCCGGUUACUUUGUAAGUUAGCUUAGAUUUCCUGGACUACACGCUGCCUGGGUACGAUGCCUUGGAUUCCCCAUCGAUCUAGUGUGCGCCCUACCCAAGCGCGCACGUCUAGGUGCAAGCAAGGAGAAACGUCUCUUGAAUUUCCUUAUUAGUGGCAAGUGAUCAUGCGGUUACAACGGUUAUGCACAUCGUUGGCUAGCAAGUGUAGAACGGCGGGUUACAUGUACGGCGAAAAUACGGUAGUGUCCCGUGCCUCAUGCUCCAAAUAAACGUACGGGAAAGGCGGGAGCCUGAGUAGUCGUGUUCUCUUCUGUAACAUUUUACCAAGUUAAA